This is a messenger RNA of Chionomys nivalis (European snow vole), 1754 nucleotides long. RefSeq names its product matrix metallopeptidase 28 (gene Mmp28). The record is from RefSeq and is a predicted model, not a curated record. Gene Ontology annotation, cellular component: extracellular matrix. Gene Ontology annotation, molecular function: zinc ion binding; metalloendopeptidase activity. Lineage: Eukaryota; Metazoa; Chordata; Mammalia; Rodentia; Cricetidae. The transcript has 8 exons. Gene Ontology annotation, biological process: collagen catabolic process; proteolysis; extracellular matrix organization. Bases 155 to 1717 code for a protein of 520 amino acids.
CGGGCAGGCAUCGCGGGUGCAGGAGACCUCGGCCGGCGGGGGAGCAGGGCUCUCGAGAGCCCCGGGAGCUGGCAGGUCCGCCCGUGGACCACGACAAGCUGGCAUUCGCGGGAGUCGGGCACAGCUGACCACUAGCGACCCGCAGCUCACGGCGAUGGUGACUGGCGUGAGCCUCCUGCUGCGCGCCCUACCGCUGGUGUUGUGGGGCUGCCGGGAUGCACAGCCCGCCCGGCUAGGAUACCCGGAGCUGCGCCAGGAGGCGGAGGCAUUCCUGGAGAAGUACGGAUACUUCAGCGAGCAGGGCUCCAAAGCUGCGGCCUCCACUCAGUUCAGCAAUGCCAUCAGAGAGUUCCAGUGGGUGUCGCAGCUGCCCAUCAGUGGUGUGCUGGACCAGGCCACACUGCGUCAGAUGACACGUCCGCGCUGUGGGGUUGCAGAUACUGACAGUCAUGCAGCUUGGGCAGAAAGGAUCAGUGCCCUGUUUGCUGGGCACCGGGCCAAAAUGAGACGUAAGAAACGCUUUGCAAAGCCAGGUCACAAGUGGUACAAGCAGCAUCUCUCCUACCGCCUGGUGAACUGGCCUGAGCGCCUGCCUGAGCCAGCUGUGCGAGGGGCCGUGCGAGCUGCCUUCCAGUUGUGGAGCAACGUGUCAGCGCUGGAGUUCUGGGAGGCCCCGGCCACGGGCCCUGCGGACAUCCGCCUCACCUUCUUCCAAGGGGACCACAAUGAUGGGCUGGCCAAUGCCUUCGAUGGCCCAGGAGGCGCCCUGGCCCACGCCUUCUUGCCCCGCCGGGGCGAAGCGCAUUUCGACCGGGAUGAGCGCUGGACCCUGAGCCGCCGCCGCGGGCGCAACCUGUUCGUCGUGCUCGCGCACGAGAUUGGCCACACGCUCGGUCUCGCGCACUCGCCCGCGCCACGCGCGCUCAUGGCUCCCUACUACAAGAAGCUGGGCCGCGACGCCCUGCUCAGCUGGGACGACGUGCUAGCAGUGCAGAACCUAUAUGGGAAGCCUCUGGGUCGCUCAGUGGUCACUCAACUACCCGGAAAGCUAUUUACUGACUUUGAGGCCUGGGACCCUCACAGUUCCCGGAGGAUACGCCCGGAAACCAGAGGUCCUAAAUACUGUCAUUCUUCCUUUGAUGCCAUCACUGUAGAUGGGCAAUGGCGGCUGCACGUCUUCAAAGGGAGCCACUUCUGGGAAGUCACAGCGGACGGCAAUGUUUCAGAGCCCCGUGUGCUACAGGAAAGGUGGCCUGGGCUGCCCCCCAAUAUUGAGGCUGCUGCAGUGUCCCUGGAAGAUGGAGACUUCUACUUCUUCAAAGGGAGUCGAUGUUGGAGGUUCCAGGGCACGAAAUCUGUAGGGGGUAACUCACAGCUGUGCCGGACUAGAGGUCUGCCCCGUCACCCGGACGCAGCUCUUUUCUUCCCGCCUCUGCGCCGACUUGUCCUCUUCAAGGGCUCCCGCUACUACGUGCUGGCUCGAGGGGCGAUGCAAGUGGAGCCCUACUAUCCCCGCAGCCUGAGAGACUGGGCCGGGGUCCCUGAGGAGGUCAGUGGCGCCCUGCCAAGGCCGGAUGGCUCCGUCGUCUUCUUCAGAGAUGACCACUACUGGCACCUAGAUCAAGCCAAACUGCGGGUAACCAGCUCUGGCCGCUGGGCCACAGAGCUGCCCUGGAUGGGCUGUUGGAAUGCCAACUCAGGAGGUGCCCUCUUCUGAAUGAACAGUUGAACCGUGAUUGCUCGCCCCACCUGAG